AUGGUACAACAUCUGCAAAAAUUGGACGAAUUGUUGAGUGACAAACGGAAUUAUUUAGCGUCUUAUGAUGAAGCGAAAAAGUUGCUUGCUGAAAAUGAGAAUGACGUCGAGGUGGCGUGGAGGUGGAUUCAGGCUUGUCAUCAGAAAGCACUCGCUCUCACGGUUUUUGCUGACAAAAAAGUGGCCCUGAUUGAAGGCCGUGAACUGGCCCAACGCCUCGUCGUGAAUUUCCCCGAGCAUGGACAGCUGCUAAAAUGGGCGGCUAUGACGACAGGAAAAUCCGUGGAAUUUGUCGGCCUAACAGAUAAAGUUCGACAAGGAAAAAUAUUUAAGGAAUACCUUGAUCGUGCCUCCAAAUUACUACCGGAUGAUCAUCGCCUCCUCCACCUUCGGGCUCGAUACAAAUUCUCGAUGUCGCAGAUGAGUUGGAUCGAGAGGAAGGCAGUAAAUGCUCUCUUCACUGACCCUCCGAAUUCCACGAUCGAGGACGCGCUGGCAGAUUUUUUGGAGCUUCACGAGAAAGAACCACUUUGGCUGGAUAACCUUCUAUACCUCGGGAAAUGCUACAGCGUCAUAAAGGACAAGGCAAAAGCCGCCGAAUUUUUGGAAAAAUGCCUCACCCAACCGGCGAUUGAUGAUGAGGACGAGCACCACCAUAAAGAAGCUAGGGAAUGCCUGUCAAAAUUAAAA
Molecule: messenger RNA, 690 nt
Organism: Mesorhabditis spiculigera
Lineage: Eukaryota; Metazoa; Nematoda; Chromadorea; Rhabditida; Rhabditidae
Source: the annotation of a GenBank genome assembly